GCAGACUACUCACGGCCCGCAUCCACCGAAACUGAUCCACAAUCAAAACCAAAAACCAAAUUCCCGCUAAUACGUAUACCCGGCCGUGUCUAUAGUUUAUACACACAGUCACACACUCGUACCAAAACGAGACUACACAGAUUCUCAUUUAAACUUGAUUUUUCUACGACCAUGUCAAUCUCACCGGAAAAGCUCACAACUCCGCCGGCGACUCACCUCCGUCAAAUUCUGGAUUCCUUCUCGUCUACAUCCACAUUAAUCGAGCCUCAGAAGUCGAGCCAAUUAGCAAUCUCCACUUCCGAAUUAGCCGAUUUUCUCGCCACUUUAUCCGAAUCAGUUGCGGCGGAGCCGGAAAACUCGCAAUUCGAGAACACUGCUUUAGAAGUGCUUUCUGAAAUUCAUACAUACAUAUCGUCUACUUCAAGUGAUCAGGAUGUUAUGGACGCACUUUCGUUUGAGUUGCCGAAAGCUGUUGCUAGGUUUUCGAGUGGCUCCAAGAGGUGUAUAGAUGUUUGUGAGAGUAUUUUUGAUAAAUUUAUCACCACUUGUAGCCCUCGGGAUAUGCUAUCUAUCCUCUGCGAGGCAUUAGGCUGUGAUGUUACAAUGUGCAAAAGUUGUCGAUAUUAUGCUUUUAUAUUUAGUGGAAUCGCAAAAGUUUUUCCGUUCAUUAAGAGACGGCACUUUGAGCACGUAAAAACUGCGGUUCCAGGAGUACUUAAUAUAUUGAGUUCCAUAUCUAUGGAGACAGAUCAUGAGGAUGCAGAUGUUGAGGACUUGUUUAACAAAACAGUUGAAAUUGCUAGUUCCAUACACACAAUCUGUGUAAAGUUGGAGGAGGAAGACAAUGAAAAGAUCCGUGCUCUAUUUGGCCUCACCAUUUUACAAAUCACGGCUUUAACUUCAGUUUGCUUGGGGAAUGCGAUUUCAAGAUGCUUUCCUCUGGUGUUAAAGUUGUUUCAUUAUCUUCAAUACUGCCAGUUAUCUUACCUUAAUCUAAUAGCAGGUGCUGAUGUUGACAAACUAACGAGCAUUGUCCUUGAAGGUGUGGAUGAUGAAGAGGAUUUCAUGGUCUGCUUUUCUCAUGUCAACCUUGGAGCAGCACUAGCAGUGGUUUGGGGUCAGAUGUCCGAUGAGGUUCCUUUGGCUGUCGAGAUGGAUUUGGCUAAAGUCAAAGAUGAGUUACGAAGUCAUCAGACAGAAAGAUGGCAAGCUGUGGGCCUGUUAAGGCACAUAUUUCUAUGUGCCAACCUCUCAUGGAUAAUUAAGAAGUAUGCCAUACGAUUUGUGCUUGAUAUUAUGAAAGGCGCUGUCCCUAACAAUAGCCAUGUCGAACAUGAAGACAACUCAAUUUGUAUGUUGAGUCUAUGUGCUUCUUUGCAGGCUGUUCAAAUGGUCAUUAUGUAUGCAUCUGAUCGGGUGACAGGGAAGAUGGCUUUCGAUGCAUUCAAAAUGGUACUUGCAGAUGUCCCGGCUAGACAUAGGUUUGAUAUUUUGGUUUCUCUGAUUAAGCAUAGUGAUUCGUCUUCCAUGAUUGCAAUCCUACUUGAUUGUUUUAGAGAAGAAAUGCACAAGGAAAGUUGUCAAAGGGUUGCAAAUGGAAAUGGAAUUUCAGAUGUAAAAUAUCUAGAAUACCAAAAUAAUGUGUUUUGGAGUGUCGAGACUCUUGAAUUGGUAGAACUCAUAUUGAAGCCUCCACAGGGAGGUCCACCAAUUCUACCGGAGGAUAGUGAUGCGGUACUAUCAGCUCUUAACCUGUAUAGAUAUAUGCUGAUUACAGAGUCAAGAGGGAAAACCAAUUACACUGGCGCACUGUCUAAAGAGAACUUACAGAAGUCUUACAAGGAAUGGCUUCUGCCUCUGCGUGUCUUGGUGAGGAGUGUAGCAGCAGAAAGCGAAAGGGAUCACGAUCAUGUAGAUUCUGAAGCAUUAUGUGCUCUCAACCCUGUUGAGUUAGUUUUGCAUCGUUGCAUUGAACUCAUCGAAGACUAUAUGAGGCGAUGGGAAAAAUCGGCCUGUAUUGUCGUUGUAGACUUCAAAAUGUUACAAUUGAAGCUACAGUCUGCAGUCACAAGUUGCAAAAAAGAAGCUAAAACUCUGCUUUCCAGAUAUUUUUGGAUGAGAUUGUAAUUUCUUGCUGUCUAAAGCACAAGCGAAUAUAUAGAUAAGUAAUUCAUCUCUUUUAGUGAUUUAUAUUUCGAAAGAAGGGUUUGACUUAUCACUUAA
Molecule: messenger RNA, 2223 nt
Organism: Daucus carota subsp. sativus
Lineage: Eukaryota; Viridiplantae; Streptophyta; Magnoliopsida; Apiales; Apiaceae
Product: aberrant root formation protein 4
Exons: 15
Coding region: 172-2127 (651 amino acids)
Cellular component (GO): cytoplasm
Molecular function (GO): ubiquitin-protein transferase inhibitor activity
Source: RefSeq, a predicted model, not a curated record